AUGCACCCCGCCGCCGUCCCCCCGACGUCCCCCGCCGAGACCCUGGCCGAGAUCACCUAUCUCCUCGGGGACCUCCUCCCCUCCACCAUCCCCAUCACCUGCUUCGCCUCCAGAUGGCAGGCCAUCCGGUCGCGCCUAGCCGCGCUCAAAUCCCUCAUCUCCGAAAUCUCCGACUCCCCCCACUGGUCGGAUAAUCCCCUCCUCCCGCCGAUCCUCCCCUCACUUCUAUCCACUCUCCGCCGCACCGAAACCCUCUGCCGCCUCUGCCGUGACGCCUCCUCCGCCAGCCGCGGCAAGCUGCUGAUGCAGUCCGACCUCGACAUGGCCGCCGGAUGGCUCUCGAAGCAGGCCAACGACCUGGAGCUCCUCCUCCGCUCCGGCGUCCUCCAACACUCCACCGCCAUUGUCCUGUCACGUCCGAAUCCGAGCUCCUCGAGAGACGAGCUCGCGUUUUUUGUCAAGGACCUCUUCACCAGACUCCAGAUCGGAGGGCUAGAGUUCAAGCGGAAGGCCCUGGACUCGCUGAUUCAGCUCCUGUCGGAGGACGACAAGUCCGCCGCCGUCGUCGCCAGGGAAGGGGACGUAGGCUGCCUGAUUUCGCUUCUCGAUCUGAAUUCUCACGAUUCUGUCCGGGAAUUGGCGGUUCACGCGGUUUCUCUGCUGGCCGCUUCCGGCGAUUUGCCUCGUAAGUGUUUGUUCGAGGAGGGGGCUUUGGGCCCUCUGUUGAGAACGAUCGAGUGCAGCUCGGCCACGACGAAGGAAAAGGCGGCCAUGGCCGUGGAAGCCAUUACAGAUGACACUGAUAACGCGUGGGCGAUUUCUGCAUAUGGCGGCGUCCCAAUUUUAAUCGAAUUGUGUAAAUCCAGUUCUCUCACAGCUCAAUCGCACGCAAUUGGGGCAAUUAGCAAUGUUUCAGUUGUAGAGGAUAUUCGGGUUGCAUUGGUAGAAGAAGGUGUUGUCCCUGUCUUGAUGCAGCUGCUCGUCUCCGGGAGCCCAUCCGCUCGGGGGAAAGCAGCCAAUUGCAUAUCCAUUCUUGCCUCGACUGGCGAUCAUUUUCGCAAAUUGUUGCUCGAGGAAAAUUGCUUGCACAGGUUACUAAAUUUGUUUCAUGAAUGCCCAACUGCGGAUUACUCCGAACGUGUACUGCGUGCGAUUUAUGCAUUAUCUGCCUCGGAUAGCAGUCGUAGAAUCCUAUCCGGAUCGACCCAAUUUAUAGUGCAAAUCAGCGAAAUUGUAAAGUACGGUAAUACAAAAUUGCAGCACAUCUCUGCUUCUUUGCUCACUAAAUUAUCAAUUAGUGAUGGAAAUAAGACCUUAAUUGCUGGUUGUAUGGGUUCUCUGGUGAGGCUAAUGGAGUCGGUAAAGCCUGAGGGCAUACAAGAGAUUGGGGCUAAAGCAUUGAUAUCAUUGUUAUCGGUAAAGUCGAAUAGAAAAGAGCUGGUUAAGGAUGAGAAGAGCUUGACGAGGCUGGUGCAAAUGUUGGACCCCAAGAAUGAUGUGGUUUCGAAGAAGUGUCCAGUGGCUGUGGUGGCGGCAAUCAUGGCUGGAGGUAGCAAGGGUUGUCGGAAAAUGCUUUUGGCGAGGGGCGUUUAUGGGCAUUUGCAGAGAUUGGCGGAGAUGGAUGUUGCUGGAGCCAAGAUGGCUUUGCAUAGGCUCUCGGGAAGUAGGCUAAUGAGUGUAUUCUCGAGGUCAUGGAAGCAAUAA
Striga hermonthica is the source of this 1704-nucleotide messenger RNA. The record is from the annotation of a GenBank genome assembly. NCBI's taxonomy places the organism in Eukaryota, Viridiplantae, Streptophyta, Magnoliopsida, Lamiales, Orobanchaceae.